Messenger RNA from Mangifera indica (mango), 1552 nucleotides. Its product is annotated as alpha/beta hydrolase domain-containing protein 17B-like. The record is from RefSeq and is a predicted model, not a curated record. Lineage: Eukaryota; Viridiplantae; Streptophyta; Magnoliopsida; Sapindales; Anacardiaceae. The transcript is spliced from 5 exons. The coding region runs from base 388 to 1269 and encodes 293 amino acids.
CUGUCUCCAAAAACAAUACAACAAAAAACAUAAAUUUUUCACCUGAUGCUCUUCUACCUUCCAUCUCCUUGCUCAUCCGCUUAGAUCGGUUCCAUUUACCUUUAAUCUCUCCUCCUCUAUCCAUCCCUUUUCAUCUUCGCUGUAAAAACAAAAACAAAAACAAAACAUUUUCAUUUCCUCAGCAUUAACAAAUCGACCCACCAAGAAAAUCCAGCAUUUCUUUCUCAUCUUUUACUAUUUUGGUGUUUUCAUCAACAAAAGAAUAGUCUUUUCUGUUUUUAUUUUGAUGUUGACUCAUAAAAAUCAAAACUUGAUGUUUUUAUUUUCACCCUCUUAGAGCCUCUCAAUUGAAGCUUGCUUGCAUGUUUCGGUCCUAAAUGAGAGAAUAUGGGAAAUGUGACAUCGAAUGUGGCUGCAAAGUUUGCGUUUUUUCCACCUGACCCCCCAACGUAUGAUGUGAUUAGAGAAGAAGAUGGCAGGUUUGUGUUCUCGGGAGUCACGGCUGAUAAGAACGUGGACGUUCAUGUUUUGGAAACAAAAGCUGGCAACAAAAUUGCGGCAACGUUUUGGAAACACCCUUUGGCAAGAUUUACUCUUUUGUAUUCUCAUGGAAAUGCUGCUGAUUUGGGGCAGAUGAAGGAGCUCUUCAUGGAGCUUAGAGCUCACCUUAGAGUCAAUAUUAUGAGUUAUGACUAUUCUGGAUAUGGCGCUUCCACCGGCAAGCCUUCAGAACUCAACACAUAUCAGGACAUAGAGGCUGUGUACAACUGUUUGAAAAGGAAGUAUAAUGUUAAGCAGGAGGAACUGAUUUUGUAUGGCCAAUCUGUUGGAAGUGGACCUACCCUGCAUUUGGCUUCUCGCUUACAGAAGUUAAGAGGUGUUGUUCUUCAUAGUGCCAUCCUUUCAGGCAUUCGCGUCUUGUAUCCUGUCAAGAUGACAUUUUGGUUUGACAUUUUUAAAAAUAUAGACAAAAUCCGACAUGUCAACUGUACUGUUCUAGUUAUACAUGGAACGAACGAUGACAUUGUUGAUUUUUCCCAUGGGAAGCGCUUAUGGGAACUGGCCAAGGAAAAAUAUGAUCCUCUAUGGGUCAAAGGCGGUGGCCACUGCAACCUGGAAACUUACCCUGAGUACAUUAAACACUUAAGAAAGUUCGUAAAUGCAAUGGAGAAAAUCUCAAUCACAAAUCCUCCAAAAAAAGAACUUUCCCCUAAUCCAAGCUUUACAGAGAGUAAAAAUAACAAGUGCUUGAGAUUCGGGAAAAAAUAACCCAAUGGGACGUACUGAAUCAGAACAGGUAGCUCAUUCGUGAAGUCAUUACAUCUCCAAGAAUAGGCUUGCUUGCUUUAGGCUUGGUAUGAUUCUCAAAAACGGCAACCUUUGAUCCAGAUCUUCACCAGGCUGCAACUUUUGAUCUGGAUUUCAUGUACAAUGUAGCAAAGUCAUUCAUGUAAAAACCAUUGUCGAUGUCAACAAAGUGAAGAAAAGAAUUCAUGAGUUAUAUUAGUUAUGUAUGUUUCACCAUUGAUCAAUGAAUUUACCUUUUUUUCCU